Drosophila miranda is the source of this 1341-nucleotide messenger RNA. Its product is annotated as death-associated protein kinase related-like. Lineage: Eukaryota; Metazoa; Arthropoda; Insecta; Diptera; Drosophilidae. Gene Ontology annotation, cellular component: nucleus. Gene Ontology annotation, biological process: protein phosphorylation; intracellular signal transduction; positive regulation of apoptotic process. The record is from RefSeq and is a predicted model, not a curated record. The transcript is spliced from 4 exons. Gene Ontology annotation, molecular function: protein serine/threonine kinase activity; ATP binding. The coding region runs from base 1 to 1341 and encodes 446 amino acids.
AUGUUCACCGAAAAGGGAAUCUUUCCCAUAGGCGAUGGCCUUUUGGAUGUAGAUGCCGAACGCUUUAACGGAUUGCUCGUGUCGCAUGACAUCAACGAGAUCUACGAGGUGGAACAGACGCCGUUUGCCAGGGGCAAAUUCGCCGCCGUUCGCCGUGCCAUUCACAAGAACACGGGCUCCCAUUUCGCGGCAAAGUUCUUGAAGCGACGCCGACGCGCACAGAGCAGCGACAAGGAGAUCAAACACGAGAUCGCCGUCCUAAUACUCUGCGAGGGCGAGGAGAACAUUGUCAAUCUGAAUGCGGUGCACGAGACCCGUUCGGACACAGCCCUGCUGCUGGAACUGGCCACUGGUGGCGAGCUGCAGACCAUACUGGACAACGAGGAGUGCCUGACAGAGGCCCAGGCCAGCCACUGCAUGCGAGAGCCACAGAACAUUUUGCUCGCCGGCGAGCGUAUAGAAGAUGGCCUCAAGCUCUGUGACUUUGGGAUCUCGCGCGUUGUGUGCGAGGGCAUCAAUGUCCGCGAGAUGGCCGGCACACCCGACUACGUGGCCCCCGAGGUGCUCCAGUACGAGCCACUCUCCCUGCUGACGGACAUCUGGUCCGUGGGCGUUCUCACCUAUGUCUUGCUCUCCGGCUUCUCGCCCUUUGGCGGGAACACCAAGCAGGAGACCUUCCUCAAUAUCUCGCAGUGUGCGCUCACCUUUCCGGACAACCUAUUCGGUGGCGUCUCGCCAGUGGCCAUCGAUUUCAUACGCCGCGCAUUGCGAAUUAAGCCAAACGAUCGCAUGAGUGCCGCUGGAUGCCUGGAACAUGUCUGGCUGAAGGAUGAGAGCUCGAUGGAUAGACAAAUCAAUGGGAGCAGUAGCAGCAUCUCAAAAAUACCCAUUGCCACCGGGAAGCUCCUGGGAAGCCCCAUAAGCAGCACCAGCACCAGCACCAGCACAGAGACAACGACAGCCAUACACACGCUGACCAGCAAUGGACACGGACAGAGCAACACGGUCUGCCUGUCCGCCAAGCCCACUCAGAUCGUGACACCCACACGUCGAGCCUCCGACUCGGACAAGGAGAACACAUACACGGCGACAUUUGUGAAGAAGCCCCAGGUGCAGGCCACCAUCCAGCUGGGCAGCAACGGCCUCGACGAGUUCGCCACAGUGGUGGCCACCCUGACACUCUUUCCCGAUGCGCCCACCACACCGAAAGUGAUCCGCAAGGCACCCACGGGAGAGUCCCAUGGAUCGGCCACCUCGGUGAAGGCUCUGGUCAAGAAGUUUCAGCUGGAGGAGACGCUAACAUAUCAACCCAGCAGGAAGCUGCCUCGCCAUCAACACUGA